AUGGGGCAAUCGAAGAAACUCAAAAACCUACACUCGAUUUUAAAAGACAAAGCCAAAAUCAUCAAAGCAACUUUCACCAUCACCAAUCGUACCACCACGUCCAUCCAAAUCGCCGUCAUCCGUGCCACCACCCGCUCCACCCACUCCCCACCACCAGACCACCGUAUCUCCUCCCUCCUCUCCGUCGCCCACACCACCCGCCACUCCGCUUCCGCCUGCACAUCCGCCAUCAUCCACCGUCUCCACCACCACCACCAACCGAACGCUUACGUAACGCUCAAGUCUCUCAUAACCCUACACUCGAUCAUCGCAGGAGGUUCCUUCGUCCCCAAGGACCACCAAUCGUUCCGCCCUACCUCUGCCGCCGACCACCACUACCUCAACCUCUCGAGAUUCAUCGAUAACACCGACACGCAAUCACGGGAGUUCUCGUUGUGGGCCCAAUGGUACGCGCGCUUUCUCGAAAGCAAUCUUUCGACAUCCAAGGUCUUAGUUUGUUCGCUAUCUUCGAAAGCCGAAAUCGAUAAAAAGAAAGAAAACGUGAAAUAUUCGUUAUUCAUGGAUUUAUUCAAAGAAAUCGAAGCACUGGUUUCGAUGAUCGAAGAGAUCUGUAGAGCACCGAGAUCGUUACAUUGUCAAACGAACGACAUAAUUUACGAGGUGAUGAGAUUGGUGGGAGAAGAUUAUCGUAUGACUCAGUACCAUACGAUGAUCCGACUCACUGAGUUGAGCACUAGGAUCCAUGGUCUUAGCACCAACGAGCUGAGUGAAUUGACUUUGUAUUUGGAGAGAUUAGAGGGUUGCAAGGAAAGGCUGACCGAGCUGUUCGCGAACCGUAGACGGAAUGAGUCAUUUUGGGAAUUAGUGACCGAGUCAAUGGCAAAACUUUUGAGGUUGAAGGAAGAUAAGGAAUUAAAAUCGGUGAGUCGUAGAAUGAUCGAGUAUACUACCGAGUCAACUCAGUUGAAGAAACAACUCAGGGAAGCAAGUCGACCGUUGGGAUUAUUACCGUUGGGUGAUGGCAAUCAUUGGUUAAGCGUGGACCCGUACAAUUUAACUUUUUCGUUGGCCUAAUUAUUCCUGUGCUGCUUUUUACCUUUUCCUUUUUUACUUAUUUAUAAUAUUUUUCAGAUUUUCACUUUUU
This is a messenger RNA of Cynara cardunculus var. scolymus (artichoke), 1144 nucleotides long. RefSeq names its product putative clathrin assembly protein At4g40080. NCBI's taxonomy places the organism in Eukaryota, Viridiplantae, Streptophyta, Magnoliopsida, Asterales, Asteraceae. Bases 1 to 1074 code for a protein of 357 amino acids. The transcript has a single exon. Gene Ontology annotation, cellular component: clathrin-coated pit; clathrin-coated vesicle. Gene Ontology annotation, biological process: clathrin coat assembly; clathrin-dependent endocytosis; vesicle budding from membrane. Gene Ontology annotation, molecular function: phosphatidylinositol-4,5-bisphosphate binding; clathrin heavy chain binding; 1-phosphatidylinositol binding. The record is from RefSeq and is a predicted model, not a curated record.